AUGAAUAACUACAUGCCGAAAAGCUUCGACGAAAUAUUAAUACACCCCAAGGAUAAGCAAACCAUUUUGGACUUUUUCACCAAUUUGAUAAAAUUUAAUAAUGACCCAAUUUUAAGCAGAGAGUUAGAAAGCUGGAGCAGUGCCAAACAGACAGUGGAUGUGCAGAAAUUAAAGAACAUAUGUGUAAUUCUGGGGGCCACGGGAAGUGGGAAAAGUACAUUAAUAAAGUACUUAUGUGACAAAUUAAAUAUGAGAGAGUGCCACUACGAAUCAGAAUCGCAGGAACAUAUCUCUUGGGUUAGAAAGACUAGUGAAGAGAAUGAACAGUACUAUCAUCCGUAUAAUAAUUUCUUACUCUAUUCGAACUGCCAAAUUGGAAAUACAAAAAAGGUAACAAAAAAACAUGGGCAAAAAGAGGAUGAGAAUAAGUGUACGAAAAAGAACAAGGUAUGCAACAUGCUGUUGUGCCACGAAAUUAGUAGUAACAAUAAUAAAAGGAAGAACAAAUAUGAGCACAGAGAAAAUUGGCCAUUACAAAAAAUUAUUAAAACUGAAUCGGGGAAUAGCCACCCAAAUGGCAGAAUGAAUAAAUCCGCACCACUAGAUGUUGAAAGUGGGGUUAAAAAGAAAAUUGUAGCAGAUUUGGUAGAGUGUAGCGACAUAAACGGGAAAAUAACAAGCGUGACGCUCAAAUUGUACAGUAUUUAUAUGAACCUAGUAAAUCACACAAUCAGUGCAAGGAGAAAAACAGGCAGUCCAUUCUGUUUAGAAGGACAGGAGGGUUUUUUCCCCGGUACUGUGUCUAACCAGUUUAACAAAAUUAUACACAAAAAUUACACCGUGGGGAUUAACAUGUGGAAAAAAAUGAACAAGCUAUUAACUUCAGCUGAUAAUUUGAAAAGACACAUUGUGGAACACGAAGAAGAAGCACAUACACUUGAGAAGGAAUUUAUAAUCGAUAUGUUUGUAGAUGGGAAUCAUAGCGAAUACGUAGUUAACAGCAUGCAGUGUUCCUCUAAUUUGCGCGAACAUAUGAGCUCAAACGCAAAGGAAUCGAGCAAUUUAAGCAAAUCAGUGAUGGAUGUUUUAAAAUUGUUUAUUAACCUAAUGGAAGAAGUGAAUGACGAUUUCGCCUUGGCCAAUACGCUCAGGGAAGAAUUAACAGACUUUGUCGAAAGGAAGAACAUGAGACAGAGGACAGAAAAGUUCAUGUCCUAUGGAAGAAGAAACUACUGUGUCAUUAAUGGAAUGGAGGAAAAUGAAAUGCAACGAGGGGAAGUGAACAAUAUGGAUAUUUUUUCCAACGUGUGGAAGGAAGAACUGGGAGAAAAUGCCCCCUCUUCGAUUAUUGACUCACUUGAGGGAGAAGUCAAACAGUUUGUAGAAUCACACAGGGGAAAGCAAAUAAUCCCCCACUUGUUGGAAAGCACAAAUUUAAAGCAAUGUAUAGGGCAACACCAACACAUUAGUAGUGAACUGUGUAAGCGGGAAAAGAUCAUCCGAGCGCUUACUGGUGAAGAAAUACACCACAUUUGGCAACACACCACUUUGCAGACUUACGAUAAUAAUGGAAUGUAUGAUACCAUAUCUCAAACGUGUCACACGAGCACACGUGCGUUGUAUUUAAUGGCACUAAACGAUCAGUUCACACAUUUAAUUAACAAUUUUUAUUUCUUGAAUAAUAUUAAGGGGUUGUCUUUGUGCAAUUGUUUCUUGGGCAGCCAUGUGACCGAGGCAAUGAUUAUUAAUACAACCCUUGUGAGUUACCUAAAGAGACAAGUGGCUAAUGACCUUAUUAGGAAAAAUAACUCCCCGAAGAGGGGAAAUGAGGACAGUGCACCGAUGAGGCCUCCGUUUCCCUCAAAGGUUGUGGGCACAAAAUUGGUUUCGUCAUUCGCCAACUCGAUGGGGAAUAUUCUAACGAAUUGUAACGAGGAUCACCAUGUUGCGUAUACAAAAUUGAGAAGCAUACUUGAGGGGAAGAACAACCCCUUUGAGGAUGAAACUUCCCGUUUUACCCUUCUAAGCAAUUCCAAACAAACGUCUGGGGAUUUUGCCCUUACAGAAAAAGCACAAAAGAGAGUAACCAAUUACUGCAGCGAGCUUUACAAAGUGAACAGCAGGGUGGCGAGCAAGCUAAUUAAGUGUAACGAUUUCAUGGACGAAUUAAUAACCCAUUUGGGCAAAGACAGAGAUGUGCAGGCAAAAAUGCUUUGUGCCCUGAUGGAGGAUAUAGAACUAAACGAUAGUAUGGUGAAGUGGUUCAUACCAAAUUUUCUGAAGAAACAAAUGAGAAGAGUCAUUUCUGGGAGCUGCCUCUACAGGGAAUUUGUCAACAUCGAUCUUAAGAAAAAAAGGGAAGAAGAGAAACAAAAAAAUUACUACGAAGAACAUUUUAUAGGUACUCGUGCGGUCCUGCUGGACGAAUUACCAUUAAUCGAGUUAGAAUACUCAGAAGACUUCCGAGCAAGUUGCGCUAGUACGAUGGAGUUUAUAUUCAACCGAGUCAAUCAUUGUAAACAAGAGUAUAUAAAGUACCUUCGGGAAAACAAACCCGCGGAGGAGUUCCCCAAAUGCUAUGCAAUUCACCCCAUGGUAAUCUUUAUAAAUUCGUAUGAUGAAAUAAGGACCGUCAAUACUUUGCUCGGAAUUGAUAUUAAUAAUUCUUCAUAUGUUUCUUUUGUAAGGUUAAAAAAAAUGAACCCACUAUAUUUGGAGAAAGCCCUGGCAGAACGGUACUACUGUAGGAUGAUCAACCUGAACCGGAACGUGAAAGAGGUUUUGAAAAAAAUGACACAAAACUGCAAUGGAGACAUACGGUCCUGUUGUAACGCGCUGGACUUACUAAAUCGCAUUCCAAAUUUGAAUGAAAUGUCACUGGAAGAAAUUAACAAUAUUUCUCUUCUGUGCCAAAAUGAUGUUUUUUCCUUUGCUAGGAAGGUUCUGUAUAGUGAUCUCAGGCUAGACACAAUUUCGACGGACCCUUUGUCCGCCUCAACCUGUUUCAAUGUAGGUACGAAUUAUUCUAACUGGGAAACCCACAAUAAGGUAAACCAUGGGAGGAUAAGCGAACGCGCAGUUGGGAAUAACUACUCAGCAGUUACUACCAACUAUAUUGAGGAGGCAAAAAAGGAACCCCACAAAAAUACUCUACACACUUCCACAUACAGUUUCGCCUCCCAUACGAAAAUGCCUCUUAGCACCAGCAGUGGCCACCAGACGAAUCGUCUUAACAUGCAAAGUGAGGCAAAGACACAAAAACAUGAUAAAACAUACAGAGAACUUUUCACAGAAUUGGAUGACAAAGCACAUAUGCUGAGCACAACGGAGAAGUUUCAAGUCCUGUCAUUGUUAAAAGAAAAUUAUAUAUAUUUUUACAACAGCUUAUCUGAUAUGGCUAGAUUAUUUUCAAACCUGAGUGCUAUUAAUUACUCCUUUCGUGGGGUCGACUGCUCAAACAUUUUAAUGAGAAAGGGCCAUGAAAACAUGACUGACGAUGUAGCAAGAUUUGUGGAUGACCACUUCAGGUUGACCUACAGAUAUUACAUAAUUUGUAAUGGGAACCCCCAGAAUCCAGUGGACAACGCACCCCCAGCGCAGGAAGGGUUAACUAAUAAGGGCAGAAACAGGCCAGCCUAUUCCGCGCACACCCACGCCCCGUCUACCCAUGGAGUGCCCCCCGCAUGCCACGUGAACACUUUCUUCGCGCUCAAGACCAAUUACAUGAAUAAAUACUAUCACCAUUUUAGCCUAGUCAGGAAGGAAUUAUACGACCGUUACAUCAUGAUUGUGUUGAGGAGGAUAGCGAACCAACCUGUGAAUAAUUCGCAUGAUGUUUCAGCAAGGUACCUUUUUUUCUUAAGGGGGAACUACGAAUUGUUUGCGAGUUUUUUCCCUUGCUACAUUAUGCUGAUUAUACAGCACUGGAAUAGUAUGGGCGAGUCCAAGGACACGGAUGUGCAGGGUCAUGAUUGGGAUCCCCUUUUUGUUUAUGCCCCAGAUGAGCCACCCAACAGUGAUCCGUUUUCCCUUAACAAAUUCUGGGACAUGCUACAUCAUUUCAAACACCGCGGUUCGGGGGGUAAGAAAGCAGAGGAGCAUGCAACGGAGAUUAUUUCAUUUGCGGAAACGUUUAUCACUCCAAAAUUUAUAGCCCUUUUUUUUCCGUCUUAUUUGAAGUACUUAAAGGAGGGGACGAGGCAAAAGCAGAUCAUCCGGAACUUCAUCGGAAAUGAGGCCGUGUCCACCGAAACGUACUUUGAGAUGCGGAACGCACUGCGCCUGCACGAUAUGCAGCUGCACAGCUAUUUCUUCGACUACUGA
Plasmodium fragile is the source of this 4323-nucleotide messenger RNA. RefSeq lists its product as uncharacterized. The transcript has a single exon. Lineage: Eukaryota; Apicomplexa; Aconoidasida; Haemosporida; Plasmodiidae. The record is from RefSeq and is a predicted model, not a curated record. The coding region runs from base 1 to 4323 and encodes 1440 amino acids.